UCCAAUUUCUGAAACCUACUUUCGCUUUGUUUUUCUUUGAAUAGAGUACAAAGUCUUGCCAGGUCGAAGUCGAUGAUAACGAUAGUAUUCUAUGUCUCAUCAUAAGCGUGUUUAUGUAGUGUUUAACAUAUGGUUUUGAAUUAACAAACUAAACUUUUGUGGAUAGUUUGGACUUUCGUAAGGUAAAAUUCAAUCUUUUAAAAAUCAAUAUAAAAGACGAAAGCAGUCGUUAAUUCAGACAUGAACGCAGAUAUGAAUGUUACUGGCGGAUGUAGCUUUUGCGGCCAAUGGUCCACAAAUUUACUGAGAUGUAGUCGAUGUAAGGAGGUGUACUACUGCUCCAGGGACUGUCAGAGAGGACACUGGAGAGAGGGGCACAGAGAACAGUGCAAGGAAGAAACCACAUACUCUGAAUUUACCUCAACCGAUGCUGUGUGCGGGUUCUGCAGUAUGAAAACAAACCAACUAAAAAGGUGUAGCGGGUGUAAGGAUGUCUCUUAUUGCUCUAAGGAGUGUCAGAAACAAGAUUGGAGUCGGGGACACAAAAAUAACUGUGAAAUGAUUGCAAACAAAGAAAGGCCUUCCUUUCAAGUGGUGUCUACGGAAGACAACUCUAGCAAAGAUGAAACGACCCCAGUCAUCACAGAUUUGGAAAGGUGUUCAAAAUGUAAAAUUGGUGGCGAAUUGAAACUUUGCCAGAGAUGUAAAAAACAGAAAUAUUGUUCUGUCGAGUGUCAGAAAGCGGACUGGAAAAAUCAUAAAGUUAGUUGUUUAAAAAAGGGACAAGGGAACAGUAUGAGAGAAAAUGAAAGAAGGGCCGGGGAUUUGUUACCUAUAUGUGCUUAUUGCAGAAAUAAGAAGACAUCUCUCACUUGCUCGGUCUGUAAAUCUGUGUAUUAUUGUUCCGAGCCUUGUAAGAAACUAGACCUGGUCUGGCACAAAACAUUUUGUAGAUCAAAUAAAAUCCCACCAAAAAUUAGGGAGACACUUAACAGCGCACAAUGCUCCAUUCUUGGUCUUGUCACACCUGAGGAACACCAAGGAAAUAACCCAAACGACGGGAAUCAACACGCUACAGCGGAACAGAUGCGUCUUUUUCAACGUGCUUAUUGUCGUCAGUGUCAUAAGAAGUCGAUUGAGAUACCUUGUCCUUACUGCAAGACAGUUAUGUAUUGUUCAAUAGAUUGCCGGGAUAUUCAUAAAACAGUCCAUCAAAAAUCCUGCACUUUUUUGCAGGGACAGUCACAACAAGAAAGUACAUCUGGAAAACCGGAAAACUCAUCUUCUUUUAGUACGUUUGAAACUUUUGUAGAAUACUCACCAUUCCAUGCCAUAAUGCCCCAUGGAAGAAGCCCGUGUUAUAUUGAAGAUGGUGCAAAUCUAGGUUUGAUAAUAGAACGAUCAGAGCAAUCACGUCUUGCAGCUAUGAUGAAAACCAGUCACAAGUUUCCAAACCACACUCUUAUAAUCCGCAUCAGGGAAAUACCUGUGGAGGAAAAGUCUCUAUUUGCUUCAAACAUAUGUACGCAACCAUUAGUUUUUCUUUCCUACAUCAGAAGGUUUCACAAGUACAGAGGACGCCAUAAUGUUUAUUUACAGGAUUCGGAACGGCGAGAGAUAUACGCCAGUUUCUACCUCCCAAAUGAUGACCCUUCACCACACUUCCGGUGGAGUGACGUAGUUCCUGGGAAGUUCAUCGCCAUUUUGUUACCUUGCAUACAUUUCUUCAAUGACGAGACAGUUGGUUUACGAGUGGACAAAGCCAGUUAUGUAUACUGCUUUGAUGUAAAGGACUAAAGCCGAGUUUUUUCUCUUGCAAGAUAUCAGAAAUUGUAAAACUGUGGAAAAUGAUGUUUCCGAUUAGUAAUGCUUUAAAUUUAUAUUGUAAAUACGUGUUGUUAAUGUGUGUGAGACGGUUUUGGAUUCAAUUGUAGCUUGAAUAAUUCGAUGCGUAGUUAUGAUAUGGUAAAAACCUACAGGACUGUUAACCUCACAGUCUGUCCAACCUCAUUUUAUUUUUUAAUUAUGUUGGUAUUGCUUGAAUAAUUAUACUGCUUCUACAUAAAUUUUUUAAAAGCUUUUUUCUGUCCUUCUCUCUGUCAACGGAUUAUUCUUCUUUUGUGACAAUACAAUCUUCUUUUUGAAAAAUCUGAAUAAAACCUAUAGUUUGUUCACUCUCUGCAAACAAAUUACAUGUAGUUACUUUUUAACCUGAUAUACAUACCAAUAAAUACUUUUCUAAUAUGUAUUAUUAUUGAUCUUAACAAUGAACAAUAUCAAUUACAUGAAAAUAUUUUUCGGUCAUUGUCGUCCAUCAUAUCAGCAUAAAAGCUAAUGAUGUGGUUUCAUUAUUGGUAAUAUUUUACAGAACAGACAGAACAAUCUGAAAAAUAUACGCUAUCAUAUAAUACUCUUGGGUCGAGACAGCAGACACGCACAUGUUUGCUACACAUAUCUCUCAAUAUUAUAUACAGAGAACAUUUUUAUUGUUCAAUAUAUAUCUGAUAUUUUAAACCUAAUCUAUUAACUUUACUGUCCACAUGCAUAUAUUACCAGUUUUUCAUCUCACAUCACUUACGACGAACUUUUUGUUUGUUUCUUGAAUUCUGACGAUAACUUUACACAAUUUAAUGGCAUUCAAAUUUCCGUGUUUCGGUUUUGAAAAUGUUUGUAUGAAUUCUAUUAUUGUUUCCUUCAUUUACAAUGUCAGUUAUAAUAAAGUUUAAUUUUCUUCC
This is a messenger RNA of Magallana angulata, 2735 nucleotides long. RefSeq lists its product as uncharacterized. The transcript is spliced from 3 exons. Lineage: Eukaryota; Metazoa; Mollusca; Bivalvia; Ostreida; Ostreidae. Gene Ontology annotation, biological process: regulation of transcription by RNA polymerase II. The record is from RefSeq and is a predicted model, not a curated record. Gene Ontology annotation, cellular component: nucleus. Gene Ontology annotation, molecular function: DNA-binding transcription factor activity, RNA polymerase II-specific. The coding region runs from base 241 to 1797 and encodes 518 amino acids.